AUGGAUCGGAGGUCCCGGGCUCAGCAGUGGCGCCGAGCUCGCCACAAUUAUAACGAUCUGUGCCCGCCCAUAGGCCGCCGGGCCGCCACCGCGCUCCUCUGGCUCUCCUGCUCCAUCGCGCUCCUCCGCGCCCUUGCCACCUCCAACGCCCGCGCCCAGCAGCGCGCGGCGGCCCAGCAGCGCCGGAGCUUCCUUAACGCCCACCACCGCUCCGCCGCCCAGGUGUUCCCCGAGCCCCCCGAGUCUGACCACGAGCACGAGGAGGCCGACCUCGACCUCUCCCUCCCCGAGUGCCUCGAGUACGAGGAAGAGUUCGACUACGAGUCCGAGACUGAGACCGAGACCGAAUCUGAGAUAGAGUCCGAGACCGAGCCCGAGACCGAGCCCGAGACCGCCCCCGCCACUGAGCCCGAGACCGAGCCCGAGGACGAGCGCGGUCCCGUGGUGCCCAAGCGCCCCACCUUCGGCCAAUCUCUCACUGAGCGUCUGCACGCGCUCAAAUUGCGGAGCCCCGACGCCUCCCCGAGUCGCGCGCAGCCCAGCACUCAGGAGCCCCAGAACCCCACCGAGCGGGAGGAGCCCCAGCCCGAGGAAAAGGAUCCGCGGGACCCCGAAGAGACCGAGGCUCCCAAAGAGAAGAAGCAGCAGCGCCGCUGCAAACCCAAGAAGUCCGCCCGCCGCGAUCCAUCUCCGGAGUCCCCUUCCAAGAAGGGGCCCAUCCCCAUCCGGCGUCACUGA
Chrysochloris asiatica (Cape golden mole) is the source of this 738-nucleotide messenger RNA. RefSeq names its product neuroendocrine secretory protein 55-like. The transcript has a single exon. NCBI's taxonomy places the organism in Eukaryota, Metazoa, Chordata, Mammalia, Afrosoricida, Chrysochloridae. The coding region runs from base 1 to 738 and encodes 245 amino acids. Gene Ontology annotation, biological process: response to parathyroid hormone. The record is from RefSeq and is a predicted model, not a curated record.